GUACGACAACAUCAACAUGCUCUUCCGGAUCGCAGAGGCUCGAAUGGGAUCCACUGGCAAGGACGCCCAGCAGAACGGCACCUGUGCGACUGCGUUUGCUCUGUACGAUGCGGACCCAGAGGACAUGCUCACCUCAGACUACAUCUCUUCCUUUGCCCACGCUUCACCUCUCACGCUUCGCGACAUCCUCCUCACGCCGACCGAGAAUACGGCGUUCACCGAGCUCAUGCAACAUACCGUCCUCUCCAUCGUUCUCAACUAUGGUGGCCCUGCUUUCGCACGUUUCAAAAGUGCUGCCGACUCCUCUGCUGUGAAGACCGCCGUCGACUCCAAGAUACCAGUCCAUACAACCGAGGUCUUCCCUCUCCCGACUAUGGAGAUCGAUGAGUCGACCAUUGUAGGCAAUGCAGAGGUGACCAGGUCAAUGUUCUCCGCUGUUGGACUCGAUAUGGCCUCAGAUUCGUUCACCCGCACGGUGAAGCUCAUUGCGGGUGAUCAGCUCUCGAUCGCACGCAUCCGCUCGCUCACUAGGAACCGUGCUGGUCAUGAUAGCUUCGCAAACUCUUACCUCUGGGCGGUUGUCAUGCCCGGGAUCUUUCAUUACAAGAUGGCUGCGACUCACGGAUUCAUGGAGCUCCAUUAUGGCCGCAACACCAGCCCCGGCAACCCUGGCUCUCUCGCAUUCCACAACAACCUCCUUGAUCGCAAACCCAUUGUCCUCACUUCCCUUCCCUCAUUCCGAGAAUCCCGCGACUUAAUCUUCGUCUCACUCUAUGCGCGUGUCUUGCGCUGUCUCGAGCUCGUCAGUGGCUCCGAGGAUCUUGACGAGUAUGCCCAAAACACGACCCUGGAGCAGCUCCGGGACCACUGUGCCGAGAUCGUGCGCCGCUUCACGGACGGCAAGUACGUCGAUCAGUUGCGCACUGCCCGGACUGCGGAGAUGAGAGAACACGUAGGGAGGACGCCAUUGGCGGCAGAGGGUCAGUCUAGCAAUAUCGAGCCUAAUGGUGAGCCGGAUGUUUGCCACACAUCAUCAUCAUUCGCCACGACACCAGCCACGGCGAACACGUCUGCGGCGUCUAUGAUUACGGAUGCAGAUCGUCCCGACAAUGAAGAGCCCCACCCACCCCAACCAACCCAAGGAGACAUGGUCCUCGAGAACGCAAUUCUGUUCCUGCGUGACGCCCUCAUUAUGAGGCUCCUCACUGAUGCUGUCAAAUGCGGAGACUCUGGACGUCUCGUGCUCGUGCUCAAGGUCCUAGCGCUGUACUACCGAGGGUGUGGGCGUAACAAGUAUGCCUUGGAGGUCCUAUUCCUCGUUCACAACCUCAAACACGUCUGGCCCGAACCACUCAGGAAGAUCAUUAUGAGCAAUUGGCUCGUGAAUCCGACUGGAAAGGCGAACGCGUGGGUCGAAGUAGAUCUCCUUCAAGAGCACUUCAAUUUUUGGAUCAAGACUAUCUACAAAGCUCACGGCAGCAACGCGUCUUGGGACUGGUUGGCUAUGAUAGCCCCGUGUAUUGACAUCCUCCGCCGUCUCGCAAGCCAGAUGCAUACGCUCCUCGGAGCGAAGCAGGGCACGAGUCACACGAGCCCGAGUCUUGACAAGGACAUAAGUCAACUUGUGGCUUCGCUGCGCCGGUUCAACGUCUACGAGCUCCAGCCAGGCCGCGAAAUCGACGAUGGCACGGAUAACUCAGGUCAAGUGGCUGAUUCCUUAACUCGGGGACUACAGCGCCUCUCGGAGCCCCUGGACGAAUUCAACAAGACGUUCGCCAAGCUUCAGUCUCGCUGCAAGGCUGCCCCCUUGCUUGGUGCGAGGUAUUCCAACUUCGGCGGCGGCGACUCCGAGUCGGAGAGCCGUGAGACAGUCGAUCCUCAUAAGUCGCCGCCAUCGCUCGGGAUCACUGGCAAAGUGGUCGCUCCUGCCGACGACGCACCGGACCCUGGCGAUUCCGGCUCGGACGACGAAGACUUCGCGAAUGAAGACGAAGAUGAACUUGAAGACCUGGAGCCCCAAGCUUUCAUGUCUCUCGAGACGGCGGGCGAUGUAGCACUCGACAUGGACAUUCAAGAGGACUUGGUAUUCGAUUUCUAACGUGUAAUACAGUACAGAGACAGAGUUCCAUGGAGAUAUUGUCCUUCGAGAGGCUCAGACCAC
Fomitopsis serialis is the source of this 2161-nucleotide messenger RNA. RefSeq lists its product as uncharacterized. The record is from RefSeq and is a predicted model, not a curated record. Bases 17 to 2098 code for a protein of 693 amino acids. The transcript is spliced from 4 exons. Lineage: Eukaryota; Fungi; Basidiomycota; Agaricomycetes; Polyporales; Fomitopsidaceae.